GUAAGGACGCGCAAAGCCGGUAUCGAGGAGGUCGAGAGAGACGACGACGCGACGGCCGAGGACGCGAUCUGCGCGCGCGCGCUUCCCUCGGGCUCCGCAGCCCUCGUGCAUGCGUGUUCGCUCGGGGGGGUAAGUUGUCGCCGUAAAUGGUGCCGAUACCACAUCUCCGUCCACCUGCGAGAUAGGUGAGAGUAACGGCAGAUCUUGGCGUCCCUCUCACUUCAGCGAUCUGCAUGAAGGGCACCAGAUAGGAUCGUAGAAGAAUGAGACGGAUCGAUCAUGAUGGCCAUGUCGCGCGGCAGGGCCCGCUGUCCUUUCGGGUGUUGGCUGUCCCCGAUACCGCUUAUCUAUCGCCGACGAGUCCCACGACAGCGCCGCCGCCGCCGCGCGCGCCCGAGCCCUACAAGAUCGCUCCGUCUUCGACGUCCUUCGGCAGGGCACAUCGUCGUUCCAGUUUCGUGAUACUCGCUGAAUCCAGGCCGGCGAGUCCAGACCCUGAUAAUGCGUCACCCAACUUGCCCACAGGAAGAGUCUCGCCCUUCCGUGGACGUGGUUUCAAGGGACCACCUCCUCACUCAAUGUCGAGACCGCAAUCGCCGGAAGUCGCCGGGGAUGGCCGUCGACGCAGAGUCGAACGAAGAGUUUCGCUAUCGCAACAAAAUAGUCCUAGGAAAAGCCUGAUACCACAGCCUACUUAUCGUCAACGAUCUACCUCCUUGACGAAAGCCAAUGAACGUUCGCCAUCGCCUAAGAUCGGUCGCCGAGUUGACUCAAAGACACGAUUGAACGUCUCGAAUUCGCAAAGUCGGUUAAACGCGGCUGAGUCGAAAACGCGGCUAAACGAUUCUAGAACGCACCUAAAUAAAUCCGACUCCAAGAGUCGUACAAAUUUUGCCGAGUCCAAGAUUCGUUUUAUUUCUAACUCUACCAGUAAUCUCAGCAGCAACUCGACAACAAUGCGCCGACAAACGACAACGAAACCGUCGACGCGACUCUCCCCGAUCCAAGGCACCCCGACGAAACCGGAAAAGGCAAUCUCUCAAUCGAAUAUAAAAAGUAGGAACGCUUCACGACAAUCACCCAUGAAGACAUCAAGGAUGUCGCAAAAGAACAAUGUUGCUACUACUCGAAGAGACAAUCAGAAUAAGAACUCUAGCAAGGAACGCCUUCUUUCGCCGUCGAAGAUUCCUCUAAAGACGAAUGGCUCGUCAAAUACCAACAGGUUUAUUUCAACGCCCGAGCAGAACUUGGAAAGAUUCGUAAAAAUGGAGAAAACGGACAAAGUUCUGACGGAAGAUAGAAAUGACAAGCAGACAGCGAACCAAUCUCUUCGGAAUGGCCAAUCGUCCGAACCAAAUUCGAAAGAAAGCGAGACAGAUAAGAAUUCCUCAGGUAAUAUGGAUGAAAUGGAUCUCAUAAAUCUGUUGAAGCAAACCUCGCAAACGACCGGCACGUCUAGUGAACGUUUAGUGAAUACGACGACGACCACGGCGGUGCAACCGUUGCACAUCGACGCGAACACGCUUCUCAUGGAGCCGAAUCAGCAGAAGGAACAGUCUGAAGAAAUGUCCAGAUCAAUCUCUCCUGCAUCUAAGGAAGAAACGCCGGUGUCGACGCAAAAUACAGCAUCGAUGCACCAGAGAUCCGUCGAAAAUCAAUCAGUCAAGGCGAAUCAAGCGAGUAAUAAUCCUGGAAGUGAUAAUAAAGACUCUUCCGUCGGCGCGCAGAGCAAUUCUAUAAAACAUAUAAAGAGCGGGAGCAUUGGUCAAUCUACAAAGGAUGUUAUUAAGAACGAUGAAGAUUCGGCUCAUCAGCAUUCCAAUCAAUCUUCUGCCAACCAGCGUUCUGGUAGAAACAGUCAGAACGCCCGCGGAUCCAAACAGAACGACGGAAAGACUCCGGAAGAAUCAGAAACGAUGGAGGUGAAAAGCGGCUCUGCUAGUAGCAAGGUAGCAGCCAGUAGCGAGAUUCCGAACGAUAAGAUGCCAACCGUGAUGGAGAACGACUCAAAGAUUGCUAGGACGGCUGAAAAAGCGGAGACGACGAUAAAUAACGCGACAACGGUAAACAACACGAUGACAAACAGCAAGACGGCGAACAACAACAACAGCGUGAAUUCUGCGGUCGGUGCGGUGAACGCGAGUGUAAACAGUGGUACAGUGGUACGAACGAGGAACGAGAACCGUGGUAGCGACGCGUCCCUAAAGUCGUCGGCUGGCGCAUCCACGGGCUCCAUCAAGAGCGUGAGAUCGACGGACACAGGAGUGAGUGUGAACACGGUCAGGGGGGUGUCCUCGCCGAGGGAAAAGACGGGCGUGCACAUGGUGAAGCGUUCGCAGGAGAUCGAGACGCUCAGCGGCAACAUCGUCCAUAUCGAGCAGAAUGGAGAGCCAACUGUCUUGGCCUCCUCCAACGAGAAGGAACAAAGUAACGAGAAGUUAUUAGCACGUUGGAGAAGGUCCUUGAGUCAGUAUUCCAAGUGCUGUUCCGGCAUGAGGUGUUUGGCCUGCCGUAGAGACCCCAAGGGUCUUCUAUGGACCAGGAAUCAAAAGAGAGCGAUGGUGAUUAACGACACUCCGCCACCGCCUGCACCACCACCUGUGACAAAUGCAUUGUCCUGCUGGUCGAAACUGAAGUCACGAUGCAAAUGCACCGGAUUACGAGAGAUGAACUGUUGCACAAGAAAAUCCAGGGUUGCUCCUGCCGAAUCUACCGUUUGCUGCCCGCCAGAGAGAAGAUGCGGUGCGAUUUGUCGUCGCGUGUUCGGUUGUUGCAGCUGCAAACGCACAGACACGCAAGAACGCACAAAAAAUACACGUGCCAAGCACAGUCUUACGAGUGUAGCUCCGCCACCCUUGUCGGAGGAACCGAAGGCCAAGUUACCAGAUGUCCUAGUGGAGUACAAUUCUGUUAUGCGUGGCGCUAUUCCAUGCCUUCCUAUUCCUCUCGCCUGGUUUUGCCUAAUAUGGAAUGUUUUAUUACCAGGCACUGGAACUAUUUGGAGCGGCCUGUUUAAUUUAUGUACCGGACAACCGCGAUUCUCCCCCGUUGCCGGACUAAAGUCACGACUGGGUGCAUUUAUUGUCAAUCUUGUCGUGGGUGUUGGUCAAUUGUUUACCGUUUUGUUUUGUCUCGUCGGAUGGGGCUGGAGCAUUUGGUGGGGUGUCACCAUGGUCCGCUUAGCUAGAAAGUAUAAACGGUUUAAAGCAUCGGAAGCUGCCAACAAUGAUCCUGAAGCCAGAGGAGGUGAACCGGGUCCUCUGCCUCCUGGCGUACCGAGUCAAGCUUUACGAGAGAUGGAAAGAGCACGAUGAUGCAUUUUUAAUAAAAAAAAAGAGCAUGAUCAUUCUCCAAUUAUGUAAAAAAAUUUUAUAUUUUAUUUGAAAAAUUUUCGAUUUUGAUAUGAAUGAAAAAAUAUCGUCCGCUUGAAUAAAAUAAUAUUGCUGGCGCAGCUUGUAAUAAUGGUUAUAUAUACAUUCGAAGAUGAUAUUAAGAGAGAUAUUGAAAUAUCUAUGAAAUAUCUCCUGAAAAAGAUGAAGAUUUUUCUCUGCAAUUGAGCUAUGACGAAAGGUGAAAAUUAAAUAAAAAAUUUGAGCAACAUAUUAAGCUAUGAUAUAUAAGUUUGACAAAUAGGCAAUCGAAGAGCCACAAAUUAUUAAGAUGAUCGGAUAUUUUUGCCUAUUUUCUUACAUCAUUCAGUCCUCACGUAUUUUCAAUAAGAAAAAAAUUCUUUUGAUUGAAAUUAUUAUUACAAAAUAUAUUACACAAUCUAUAUAUAUAAGAAUACUUUACGUAUAAAGACAUUUUCUCUUGUAUAAUUUUAUACAGUUACAGUUAUUAAGUUAAAAUUCUUAUUUUUAACGAGACAUUCUUUUAAUCACUGAAAUUCUUGUGCAGAAUAUUUAUAAAGUGUUUUUUUGAA
This is a messenger RNA of Cataglyphis hispanica, 3922 nucleotides long. RefSeq names its product protein stum (gene stum). Gene Ontology annotation, biological process: sensory perception of mechanical stimulus; taxis; proprioception. The transcript is spliced from 9 exons. The record is from RefSeq and is a predicted model, not a curated record. The coding region runs from base 264 to 3314 and encodes 1016 amino acids. Lineage: Eukaryota; Metazoa; Arthropoda; Insecta; Hymenoptera; Formicidae. Gene Ontology annotation, cellular component: sensory dendrite.